Messenger RNA from Pangasianodon hypophthalmus (striped catfish), 3699 nucleotides. RefSeq names its product protein kinase, cAMP-dependent, regulatory, type II, alpha A (gene prkar2aa). Gene Ontology annotation, molecular function: cAMP-dependent protein kinase regulator activity. Bases 1562 to 2752 code for a protein of 396 amino acids. The transcript is spliced from 10 exons. Gene Ontology annotation, cellular component: cAMP-dependent protein kinase complex. Lineage: Eukaryota; Metazoa; Chordata; Actinopteri; Siluriformes; Pangasiidae. The record is from RefSeq and is a predicted model, not a curated record. Gene Ontology annotation, biological process: regulation of protein phosphorylation.
CCACACCCCCUAAAGAGCGGCUCGUGGAGCAGAGACAGAGAGCCUCGUCGAGAGGCAGAAACGGGCAAGACGAAAAAAAAUACGCUUCUUUUUUUGUUUUUCACUAAAAUCAGGAGGAAGUCUGUUUUUGACGUGCAAGCCUUUCUACUGCGGAGUGCGGCGCUGAAAAACAAAAUCAGGAUUGACACGGAGGAGCGAGUUUUCUGCAGAUUUUCGUGGUUGGAUUCGCUCGGCUAGUUUAGCUAGCCGGCCUAGCGUUCACCUCUGCCCGGGCUGCCCGUCACCAUUUCCCGGUCUCUGGCUUGUGGAAGGCUGUUGUUAGCGGUACUUAGCUGACCGGUUGUGCAAUUGAUAGCUAGUUAUCGUUUAUGGGGCGUGUUCACUGGAAGGCACGGUUUGAGCAGAGACUGACCAGCUUGUGAGGACGAGCUAACUAGCUAUCUGUCACCCUGUCCCACCCUCCCUGCUUCUCUCUCUCUCUCUCUCUCUCUCUCUCUCUCUCUCUCUCUCUCUCUCUCUCUCUCACUCACACUCACACACACACACACUCCUUCUCUCUCUCUCUCUCUCUCUCUCUCACACACUCUCUCACUCUUUCUAGCUAACAUUAGCUAGCUUCAGCACUUAGCCGUGUUAGCAAAAGCUAAGCUUGGGUGGCCACUUUUACAAGGCAACUCUACAACAUAGCUACCUCUGCUAAGCUUCUUAAACUUCUGUAACGUUAGUGAACAUUAUUGGUGUUUCUUUAUAUUAAAAAAAAACUGUUUAGUUGAUACACUGGAAGGAAGGAAAAACGAAGCCCAAAGUGCAAAGAGCAGUAAAAGCCGAGCGUGUGCUAUCAGAGAGUGAGAUAAGCCAGUUGUUUGCUUGCAGCUUGUCUUGACAUCAGUGAAAGGAGCCACUUGUUUAGGGGAACCGCCAAAUAUAUAAAAAAAAAAAAAAAAACCCAGACACGUGGUUAGUUACUUUGUAAUUUUUAACUCUUAAACCUCCCUCAGUGCAGUUUGUACCUGGUUAAAUACUGAAAUAAAGCACUCACGUAUAAACAAACAGAAGUCCGGUAGGUAAUCCAUUGGCCUUAAAAGCUUGAGAGCUUAUCCAUGAGGCUAUAAACACCAGGAACCAAACAGUUAUUAUUAAUAUAUUUUUAUGCCGGAGAAAUUGUCUAAUCUUUUUUUGGUACAAAGAAGUAAACUAUAUGAUUGUCAGACUAAUCUGGGCUACUGGCAUUUAUGUCAACUAGUUCAGUUUUUCUCACUUAAAUUUUCUGAAGUCUUUUGUAGGCCUACCUCUUAACACCUCACUGUAUGUCCUGUUAAUUCCUCACUGGGAUACGGGACAUAUGUUAUUCCCCCUUUUUCCACUGAGAUUAGAUCGAGACCUACAUAAAUAACCCUUAACUUGUUACUUGCUCCUUUGACAGCAAGCAUUUUCAGUACUGCAGCCCGUCCACUACAUGGACUGAUAAGGAGACGUAUAUUUAUAUUUUUGUACCACCGUCCAGAAUUUACAGAAAUAAAUAUAUAGUUGGGUAUCAGGAUAUCAGCAUCACCAUCCAGCCAUGAGUAUUGAGAUCCCGGCAGGUCUGACCGAGCUUCUGCAGGGUUACACGGUGGAGGUGCUUCGCCAGAGGCCUCCGGAUCUGGUCGAGUUUGCUGUGCAGUAUUUCACCCGGCUCAGAGACACGAGGAGUCAAGACGGAUCCGGGGCCCCUGCCAAACCCGCCAGCAAGGGAGUGAUGUUUGAUGGCGAGCCCAUGCAGACAGAGUCUAAUGGCGAAGAUGAUGAAGACGAAGAUGACUCUGACUUUGAGCCGCCUCCCCCCAGCAGAUUUAACCGGAGAGUGUCGGUGUGUGCGGAGGCAUUUAACCCUGAUGACGAGGAAGACUCUGAGCCAAGAGUCGUUCACCCAAAAACAGAUGAGCAAAGAUGCAGGUUACAGGAGGCUUGCAAAGACAUACUGCUGUUUAAAGCUCUCGACCAGGAGCAGUUUUCAGAAGUGCUGGAUGCCAUGUUUGAAGUGCUUGUGCAGCCACAAGAACACGUAAUCGAUCAGGGAGAUGACGGGGACAAUUUCUACGUCAUUGAAAGGGGCGUGUAUGAUAUUGUGGUGCAGAAGGAUGGCGUGGGCUGCUGCGUUGGUCAGUACGAUAACAAGGGCAGCUUUGGAGAGUUGGCGCUUAUGUACAACACACCUCGUGCUGCUACCAUCAUCUCCAAGCAGGAGGGGGCCCUCUGGGGACUGGACCGAGCAACAUUCCGUAGGCUGAUUGUGAAGAACAAUGCGAAGAAGAGGAGGAUGUAUGAGAGCUUCAUUGAGUCUGUGCCACUCCUCAAAUCUCUGGAGUUGUCUGAAAGAAUGAAGAUUGUUGACGUUUUGGGGGUGAAGACUUUUCAGGAUGGAGAGAGGAUUAUCAUGCAGGGCGAUAAAGCAGACUGUUUUUACGUUGUUGAAUCUGGGGAAGUGAAGAUCAUGAUGAAGAGCAAAACAAAAGCAGACAGACAGGAUAAUGCCGAGGUAGAAAUUGCUCGCUGCACUAGAGGGCAGUACUUUGGAGAGCUUGCACUUGUCACCAACAAACCACGGGCUGCCUCAGCUUACGCCGUUGGGGAUGUUAAAUGCUUGGUGAUUGAUGUGCAGGCAUUUGAGCGCUUGCUGGGCCCGUGUAUGGAGAUCAUGAAGAGGAACAUUGCUCAUUAUGAAGAGCAGCUGGUGGCUCUGUUUGGCUCCAGCAUGGAUCUCAGAGACUGACAGAGACUGGCCGUGCCUUACACACCUCACAGACAAACUCCACAUACAUGCAUACAUGAACACUUAAGUAAUCUAAUACAUAUAGUUUAUAUAAACACCACCACAAUUUGUAGGCACACACUCCUUUUUAUGUUCAACUCCUGACCCAGAAGAGACACGCAAUGAAAAUUUUUCUCUCUGUCCUCUGUUUUUCUUGCACCCUCAAAUCUUCCCUCCAAUCCCAACACGCUCCCCCACUCUCACACACUCACGCAAACACACACCUGCUGUCUCUACAUUAGUCUCUGUGUCAGCUCUCUGGUGUAAAAUGGGAGCAUUACGCGUCCUCGAGCUGUGACCCUCAACCAACUUCAAGCAGCAAGGACAGCCGUGCGGACACCAAAACACACUUGCACACUUGAUCGUGCUUCGGCAUACUUGCAGAACACACACAAUGCAACAAGUAAAUCCAGCCAAGGACCCAUUCCUUCCCAUGGACAUACACUUAAAAGAAAAAAAAAACUUCAGAGGACAUAAAGUAAUGCAGAAAGAAAGGAAGCCUAAAAACUGAACUAAAAAUGCAAAAAAAAUAUAUAUGGUUGAACAGAGAAGUUUUAGAAACAUUUUAUGACAGUGCAAAGCUUUGAUUAACACUUAUUUAAAUAAGACUUGUUUCCUUUUCUGCUAUUGGUGCGUUGAGUUAGUGCUGGUGGUAUCCACGGUGACCAAUGUUAGGUCCUCGUCUUGCUCACACAAACUCCAUGUAUGGUAUUGAUUAAUGUAUUAUUAAUAUUAUUAUUAUUAUUACAACUACUACUAUUGUUGGAUUUUUUUUUUUGUUUUGUUUUGUUUUUGUUUUAUUUUCGGCUUUAUUGGAGAAUGUGCAGCAGAAUCUAGUGCUUAUUUCUUCUCUUGGUCAUUCUGGAUGAGUUGUUCUGAAAAGUAAAUAAAGAAAAACAUUUUGUUUA